Molecule: messenger RNA, 1454 nt
Organism: Brienomyrus brachyistius
Lineage: Eukaryota; Metazoa; Chordata; Actinopteri; Osteoglossiformes; Mormyridae
Gene: tatdn1
Product: TatD DNase domain containing 1
Exons: 13
Coding region: 309-1259 (316 amino acids)
Cellular component (GO): cytosol
Molecular function (GO): 3'-5'-DNA exonuclease activity
Source: RefSeq, a predicted model, not a curated record
UAGAUUAGAUUAGGCUUGGUCUUUAUGAUUGGUGUUUAUGAUUUUGUAAAUGUUUGUUGUGUUUAUUCAACAAACAUUUACAAACUCAUUGUUUAUUAUCAGUGUGUACGGGAAAAAAUAUUGUUUUCCUUCAUUUAUCAUAUUUAUAUGGACCCCUAUGAGAAACCCUUGCUCAGAUGGUGCGCAGCUCAUAGACACAUUUACGUCUAUGGCGCAGUUAAUGUGUGCACCUUUACUCGAAGAUUUACGGUCCGCUAGAGGAUUAUGGGAAUAAGGACGCAUAUGGGGUUCCCACUCCCAGGUGCAGAAUGGAAAUGGCCGGUUUUAAGUUUAUCGAUAUCGGUAUAAACCUGACAGAUCCCAUGUUUCGAGGGAUCUACAGGGGAGUUCAGAAACACCCAGAUGAUUUCAUGCAGGUUGUUGAAAGAGCCUUCAAGGCUGGAGUUAAGAAGUUAAUGAUCACCGGCGGGAACCUUGAUGACAGUCGGGAAGCUUUGAAGCUGGCAGAAAGUAGAGAUGAGUUUUUUACCACGGUGGGGUGCCACCCAACACGGUGCAGCGAGUUUGAGCAGAACGGAUCGGACCAGUACCUGACGGCGCUGAGAGACCUGGCCGUGACCAACAGGGGCAAGGUGGUGGCCAUCGGGGAAUGUGGCCUUGAUUUUGACAGGCUGGAAUUUUGUCCAAAGGAGACUCAGCUCAUAUAUUUUGAGAAGCAGUUUGAUCUGGCUGAAGACGCUAAGCUGCCAAUGUUUCUCCACUGCAGAAACUCACACAAGGAGUUCUUAGAUAUCAUGCGGAGGAACCGGGACAGAUGUGUCGGAGGGGUGGUGCAUUCGUUUGAUGGGAGCAAAGAGGACGCAGCUGCUAUCGUCGAUCUGGACCUGUACGUUGGGAUCAAUGGCUGCUCUUUAAAAACAGAAGCAAAUCUUGAAGCCAUGAAAUCCAUCCCGACUGAAAGGUUGAUGAUUGAGACAGCUGUGCAGGAACCAGGAGAGUCACGUGACCUGAAAGCUAUCCUUGUGUUUUUCACAGAUGCUCCUUGGUGUGGGGUGAAGAACACACAUGCAGGCUCUAAGUUCAUCAAGACCACCUUUCCUACCAAGAAGAAGUGGGAGGCGGGGUACUGUGUGAAGGACAGGAACGAGCCCUGUAACAUCAUUCAGGUACUGGAGAUCAUGGCAGCUACUAGAGAAGAGGACCCUUUGGAAAUGGCAAAUACUAUUUUCAACAACACAACAAAAGUUUUCUUCAAUUGAUUUUUAUAUAUUUAUUGUAACAAAGUGUUGUUUUUCCAUUACAUGAUUUAAAAUACUCUCAAUUCUGAGACUUUUAUAAUAACAUAAGUAUAUCGAAUGUCAGGUUCCUUGUCCCAAACGAUAUGCCAAUGGCGGAGGGUGUCCCUUUGUAUCAUACUUAAGGCCAGCAAUAAAUAUUUCAUAACAUGAUAUACA